This is a messenger RNA of Lasiodiplodia theobromae, 264 nucleotides long. RefSeq lists its product as uncharacterized. The transcript has a single exon. The record is from RefSeq and is a predicted model, not a curated record. Bases 1 to 264 code for a protein of 87 amino acids. NCBI's taxonomy places the organism in Eukaryota, Fungi, Ascomycota, Dothideomycetes, Botryosphaeriales, Botryosphaeriaceae.
AUGGACGGCUUCUUCACGGCCGUUACCUAUGGCAAAGACGGUCCGCCGAUAGAAGAGCUCCUGGGUCGCGCCAACGCCGACCGCCUUGUCAGCCGGAUGGAACACGUCUAUGCACGAACCGUAGUGCAGAUCUUGAACGAACAUCGGAUUCCAAUGACCCCGAACAUCAGCGCCGCUCUCCCGGGCCUGCUCGACCCGUCCACCUUCAACGCCACCGUCUUCACUCGUCAAGAACGCCUGGUCCAAAGCGCCAUAGCGACGUGA